Plasmodium knowlesi strain H is the source of this 1965-nucleotide messenger RNA. Its product is annotated as conserved Plasmodium protein, unknown function. Gene Ontology annotation, biological process: endosomal transport. The transcript has 9 exons. Gene Ontology annotation, cellular component: late endosome; AP-type membrane coat adaptor complex; lysosome. Bases 1 to 1965 code for a protein of 654 amino acids. The record is from RefSeq and is a predicted model, not a curated record. NCBI's taxonomy places the organism in Eukaryota, Apicomplexa, Aconoidasida, Haemosporida, Plasmodiidae.
AUGAGCGGAAUAAGGGCUCUGUACCUUUUUGCCCCAGUGGCAGAGGGAGGACAACACGCCCUGAUUUACGAGAGGCGUUUCCCCAGCGUGGAGGUGUGCGCGAGAAGUGUCCAGACACAUAAUUAUGUGAACCUUUCCAAAUUGAAGAAAGUGGAAGAAUUACUUAAGGAGCAGAUAAUAAAAAGAAGCUCUCAAGAAGUAGACACCCACUCUCAGUUUGUCCAACUGAACAGAACAAUAUGUUGUUAUUCUGUACGCGCGAAGAAUAAAGUUAUCUGUCCAUUUUUAUUGAUGAGAAGUAACAGGUUCAUUUUGAUAGUUCUUCUACUGAUGGAAAAUGCUAACAGUGAAAUUCCCUCGGUGGAGGCUGUAAAUAGUGCCAAUAAGUUACUCUAUUACAACUUCAUGCAGGAUUUCUUAACGUACAUGGAAGGUAAGAUGGCCAAAAGAGGUUCUUGCCUUUUGACCCAUUACGGUUUAGGGAACUACAACAAGGUAGUAGUUUUGCAGAAGAUUGGCACCAUGGGGGAUGCGUACAUAACAUCCACCAUUCCAUUUGGAAGAUUUCUCGGAGGAAGGAACUCUCCCUUUAUGGAUUACCUAGAUGGAGAUAUGUACAAAAAGGGAGACGUUUUGCAAAGCACCUUCUUCCCCUUUUACAACUUUCUGAUGUUGGCAAACAGGGAGAAGAGUGUUCACCUGGGCAAAGAUGCACCGACUGUGUCUUGCACUUAUUUGCCCCAGGGGGGUAGCGAGUGUGGCUUGCCGGAAGGGAAACUUCAAUUUACUACCCCAAGUCAGAAAAGUGGGAGCGAUGAGGAUAGGCUGCUUAGCAGUGAUAAUUUCGAAGACUCAAACAGUUCAGGGGAGACACUGGAAAAUCUCCCCUCUGCAUUUGCCAAGAGGAAGGAACCAAAUGAUGUUCUGUACAUAAAUGCCAAGCCUCCCUUUGUGUCUCUCACAAAUGGAACUCGCACAAACAAGAAGAUAAGAGAGACCUUCUUCAAGCUACUUGUAAAAUUCUACAACCUGAUCAGUAGGAAAAACCUUCUCAGGAAGGGCAUUCAAGGGGAGACUUCAAAUCCACCUAAUGAACAUUAUCACUUAUAUCUUUUUCUCCUCUACAUUUACUCAUCUCUUCUGCGGAAGAACGAACAAACAGCCAUCGAAAACUACUGUGCUCAGAAUGAGAGCCUGAGGAUUAGCAGGGGGAACAUCCAGACCUAUGUCCCGAUUUAUGUCCACGAGAGAAGCAAGCGGUCGCCCACUCACCUGAUCAUUAGGGAGGAGCUCACCGGUUUUGUAACAAGUUCGGCAAAUCGGACCGCGGAAGUGAAGGGCGAAAUAAUACUGCAGUGUGAUGACGAGCGGUACUUGGACGUCGACCUGACGCUGCAGAUGGACAACCAUGUGUACGACGUAUACGCAGCAGAUUUCGUCAACGUGGAGAAGAGAGGACAGCUGCUACACAUCCAAGUGACCACGAAGCAUACGACUAACACAGUGCUCACGUACUACUACAGGGAUGUACCUUCUCCCCUUAUCGGUUUCUACACUAUUAAAAAGUCCAGUGAGAAAUGCGCACAAGUGGACGUGACACUGCAGUGGAAUAGGAACGCCCCUUCCAUAAGGUUUGAUAAGAAAAUGACGGAGCCCUUUUUUGUGCGACUACCCUUUCACGGCGAAAUUGUGGACCACACUUUGAAAUGCAACCUGGGAAAGAUAAAAAUUGAAGGCAAGCAGGAAAUCAAGUGGACGCUUCUUGACCUUCCGAGACAAUCGCGCGCAUCCCUGUCUGGAACGGUCCAACUGAACCAUGCGGAUAUGGAUGAAAAACAGCUAGCUGCGGAAGUCCACCUGUUAUCCAAGUGCACUUACUCCAAAACGGCUGUGACUCACGUGAGCGAGGAAAUACAUCCGGAGCAAUUCUUCCACACACGGGGUUUGAAACUACUCAGUUCCUAG